GUCCUGUACCUGAAUGCACUGUCGACAGAACUCGUCAGUAAGUUAGCUAGUUAGCGAUCUUAGCAAACAACCUCUUUAUGUGGCCACAUAGUUGAGUUAGAACCGGGAAUCAGUAAGAUAAAGCAGUAAAUGUUGAGUUUGUACCUUACAUGGAUUGAUGGACCUGUUUUGUAGUUGCUGCCUUGUUCUCGGUAGACUUAGUUUCUGGCGUUGAGACAGACAAAAUUAGCCGACUUUAGCCGAUAAUGCUAGCGUGACUAUCGUUUGUUUCGUUCGCAGAUCGGUUUGACUUGGAGGAAGGAAGGGAGGAAAACUCUCAGCAGGGUCGCUUGGCAUCGCUGUUUAUGUAAAACUUCCAUACUGUUUGGAUUCCUGUGUCGCCUCACUGUGACGCAUUUAGAAAAGUCGAAUAUCUAUCCACCCUUUGUGACAUUUAACACUAUUAAGUUAAGAAAUGCCUGAGCUGGUUGUCAACAAUAUUUCAGGCUGAAGUUAGCGGUGUGACGGAGAGGGGUAAACUCAGCUAUCUUACAAACCCAUGUUAAGUAAGAAACUUGUGUAAAACCCGUCUUUUUCGACUCUGAACCGCUCAAAAGAAACUCAUGGCAUCGGAUGUGAUUGAGAGCGAAGCGGCUUUAAAGGGUGUAAAUGACAUGAGCUUGAACAAAAGUAGCCCAGAUUUUGUCUCGACUACGAGGACUCAUGAGGGGAACAGAAAGACAUCCAGCCCUUCUUCUUCAGGGGUGUCGGGAGAAGGUGACGAGGAUGAUUUAGGCGAACUACAAAAAAGCACAGCUUCCACGGUGGAAAAUGGCGAAGAGGCGCUUCAAGAGAGUCCAUUAAAAGCGAGACAUACGCCACAGGAAAGGACAACUCCAGACAAUGAGCAGAGACAACCAGGACCUAGGAGCUCCACACCAGGGAGCCUCUCCCAGCCACGCACACCAACUACACCCAUUGCAAGGUCUGUGUGUUUAUAUUUGUAUGCUUGGCCUACUUGUUGCUGAGAGAAAAAAGAAAACAUGAUACAGCAUUAGGCCUGGGCGAUUUGGCAAAAAAAAAAGAUCACGAGACAUUUUGUCAUAUCGUCCGAUCUCGAUUAUUAUCACGAUUUUUUUUUAAAACUGCUAGUUUUAAAGCAUCUGUACUAAAAACUAAAGAAACUAGAGAUGAGUUCAACGCUUUAUUAACAUACUAAGUAAAUAACAAAGCAAAUUGAAUAAGAUACACUUAGAAAAAUAUAUAAACCAUUUAACUCAACAGAACAACAAAUGUAGAUUAAAUAAUACAGUGAACUAGUUUACAGUCCUCUGUGUUUUUGCAGGUUUGUAAGACCCAAAAUAAACAAAUCGCCCCCUCAGGGAUAGUGAAGACGCCUUAAAAUGUAAACAUUAGAUGAUUUAAACGUAGAUGAUACGAUUGAUCGCUGCUUUGGUCCGGUGGCUGCACCACUAGUUAUGGCUUAACUGCUAAUGCAUCUUGUGUCAUCAGCACCAGAUGCCUUGCACAUCGGCUUAUUUGCUCAAUGUCACUUUGGAGAUACCCAAACCACUGCCACACAACUGACAUUGAAUAACUUCUCAACAAUAACAUCUUCAGAAGAUGACUUAAAGUCAUGGCUGACAUCUAUUUUGCUGCCCUCAGUGCCGCGUUUAUCUCCAUGUUCGGUCAUUCUGUUUAUUUCUCCGGCAUCUUACAGAAGUGAGCAGGAAAAGCUCAACUCUGAUUGGCUGUUGUCACGCACAUUUCCGCUAUGUUUGAUCAAGUAAAUAUGCUCACAGCUGAUCACCGUGAUCGAACCGAAAUUUAUCACGAUCAUUGAUCACGAUCAUGUAAUCGCCCAGUCCUAUACAGCAUCUGGUUUUCCCCUUCACUGUUAGGAAUGCUGCUCUUGUCCUCAGUCAGUCUGUGCUCAAGUGUCUGAGUGUUUUCCCUUGUACUGGAUUUGAAAGUUGUUUGACAGGACACUGAUUCUCCAAAGUCAUUGCCUGUGGCUGUGCUGUCUGCUGUCUUCACCUCCUCAGCUCAAGACUGUGCCUCGCAGACAAAACUUAACAUUUUAGCUCAAACAGCAGCACUAGUAAAAUAACAGAUUCUUCAAUAGUUCACAAAUAUGUUGGGCAACCUGUUUUCAGCGUGUCUACCUACAUUUUUCUAAAUCAGCGCUUAACCUACAAACAAGCCUUCAUGUCAGAGGAAAAGGAAAAUCCUCUCCAAACCUUUGGCAUUUGUACAUUCAUAGUCUUGCCAGAAAAUCAGGUAAAGUAGAUGCUAGACUGAGCUGGGAUGAAAUUUAUUUUCUGAAUGUUAGCUACAGAGUGGUCACAAAACAGGACAGUUUAUUGUAUGAUUUCACUGUAAAGCUACAGUGAUGGCAAGGCGAAGGGACACUCCAAUAAAAAUCUAGUUUAAUAUCACACCAACCACAAAAAGUAUGAAAUCAGUACAAAGUAAAGAAGAAAAAAACAUGCUUUGUGAAUUUCUUUCUAUAACUUUCAGACACGUACUAUGUAGACACACGUACUUGAUUCUGUGUAGGUGUGGCUGUUAUUCUCUAAAACCUUACUAAGUGACAGCCACAUCAGUAGGCAGCAUCACAGGCUCAGAAAACCAUUUGGCUGACUUUCCAUUCUUAGGAGGAUGAUGACAGAUGUGUGAUCCUUGGCAGACGAGAGUGGACUGUUCAUUACAAGUAUGCACAGGUCACUGUCAAGGUUGUUAAUCAAUAAUAAUAAUAAUAACUUUAUUUUUAUGGCACUUUAGAAAAAAGAGGUUUACAAAGUGCUUUGACUAACAGCCGUAAAGCACAGAACAUCAGCACAUGGAAAUAAAAACAAAUAAAAAAACAAAAGCUCAGUUAAAAACAAGGCCUCCGAAUUGAAUUCAUUUGUCAUAAGGAACCCAGACAAUACAAGAACCCUACAACAUAAAAUGAGACCAUGAGGACCAAAAUAAAAAAAAGAAAUGUAAUAAAAAGAGGGGGGGGGGGGUAGAAAGCAGGAAGAAGGAUAGUAAAUAUAAAAAGACAAUAUUAAUAAUGAUAAUAAAACCAUAACAAAAUAAUAAUGAUGGUAAUAGUAAGUCAAAAUAAGAUAGAAUCAAUAUAUGAGAGGGUAACACCUGGAAACCAGAUGAAGGAAUUCCAUCUUACUGUGAGGGAAUAAAGAUUCAGCAUGUUUCUAUAAAUCAGAAUAAAGGUAAAGAGAGAAACUAUCAGUGUACUAAUUGUAUUUAUGUGUAGAUGUAAUUGUGAAUAAAAUAAAGCCUGUAACUCAUGAAGCCUCCACCUGGAUUCCCUUGUGUUGCAUGCAGCUUUCUGCUAAUGUCUUGAAAGUGUAUACGUUGUAUACGUUACAUAGACAGCAUCAACACUCGAGUCUCUCCAGUGCUUCAUAGGAUUGAUAGGGACACUGAAGCAGAAAAGGUUAACAGAUGAAACUGUGCUUAGCAUGUAAGCUACAGUAAACAGAGCAGCCAUCAAAACAGAACAAAGUAAUCUGUCUCCAAAGCAACUCAAGUUCUGCUGCUUCUGAUUGGGUAGUUGGUUCGCAAACCACCCUAAAGGUCAAAUGGAUGAAAUCAAGACCCUAGAAAGUUACUUUAUAUUAAAACUUUUAAUAACUUAGUCAACUUUUCCUUUGAACAUUUUCAUAUACUUGUCUUAAAAUGUUCCAGAAACAAGUUAGCAUUAAGGAUGUGGAAUAUUGUCACUGUAUGGAAGCCUUGAUGGAAUAUCAGCAUAGUCUGCAUAAUGGAUUUCAAAUGAAUGGAUGUUGAGUUUACCGCAAAUGGAAAUGUAACGUUAUUUACCCUUAGUAUUUGAGUAGAGGUUAUUUAAGUCCAAACAGUUGAUUCACAUUUUCUGCUUUUGUCUCCUUUAUGUGGCCGCUCACAUGCAGCUUGUUGCCUUUUGACUGAGGGGUUCCUUUCCAGGAAACCAUAUUCCUGUGGCAUUCUUACCUCCCUCAGUUGGGUUUCAGAUAUAAUGUGGGGAUAAGCACCAUGCGUAAGCCUAACUGCUACAUUAUGAAAUGUUCGGCACCAAAUGCCCUGAAUGUUUUUAUGUCUGGGAGCACAAAUACAGUCAUGUAUGUGAUUACUGCAUCAAAGGGAGCUCUGUACAGUCAAGAUACAGACACCAUGAUCUGCAUUAGUGAGUAAGUCCUUAACUCAAGCUUGUAAGCUGUUCAAGAGCCUGUGAUCUGAUUAGGUGGCUAGUAGCAAGCUAUAACUUCGACAGAUGAAUUGAUUAGUGUUGCAAAAACAGAUGCUUUAAUCUUGAAACUGAUGCAGCAGACGUGUCAUGGGGAUUCUUUGGAUCCUUAGCCCAAAACUUUGCUAUCGGUGUUCAAAGAUCGAUCAGCCACAUCAUGUGCAUUUUAAUAAUGUAAACUGAGGUUAAAGUAAGUUUAACAAAACUCACAAACAGUUCAUCUGAAAAUGUUGCACAUUUAUUUCUUACCAACAGCUGUUAGAGCAGAUCUUGUUAAAGAAAUGUUCAGUAGAUAGACAAAUAGAUUUAAGUAUUGAAUCAGUUUACAUGAGGGGUUACUCCUGAAUGGAUCCAGGACUUUGGCAACAUUUGUUGUCCUUAUCAUAUCAGAACAUCUUUUAUAUCAUGUGCUCCUGUGUGGCAUUUAUAAAAAAAAAAAUUCUAUGUCCCUUCAACCUGUAACUUUGUACAGCAUUUAACAGCUGGUGUAUUAACCCAUGAAUGAACUAGAAGUUGCCUUUGACUCUUGGGCUACGUUUCCCCCAUAAUCCUUAAAGGAUUGUAUAAGUCACAAGCAAGCGUUGACAGAUAGUCAAUAAUGUGUUGUUGUUUUUUUGUCAUGGAUAAUCUCUGCUAGCCCCUUAAAGCACACAGAGCACAAGAGGCCCUUUCACAGUUUAAGGUCAUUAAAAAAAAGAUGGGAAAACCUUUUUUUGUUUUCCUCCCCAGCCUGGAACGUCGAGAGUCAGUUGCCACAAGAGAGGCUCGCCUUCGCAUGGAAGGAGUUGUACUGAAGGAAGAAUGGCAGGAUGAAGAUUUUCCACGGUACUUUCAGUAACAUGAAACAUUUUAAAUACUGUCUGGAUCAUGGUUCACAGCUUGUUUGUGAACAGAUACACACUUAAUAUUCUGCCUGACUCAAGCCAUCAUUGCCUCCUGUUGUUUCUUAGACCCCUUCCAGAAGAAGAGGAGCUUGAUGAGGAGUUUUUUGCAGGAACCUCAGAAGAAGUAGAGCCUGGUAAUAAAAAUACAUCCUAACAUUGCAACAAUAGUUUAAGAGAGUAUCACAGAACAUGUUAGCUUUUUCCCCAAAUCAAUUCUAAUGGUGCGUUUGAGUUAUCUCGGAAGUCAGAAGCCCGAGCUGAAAAUGACGUCACACCUGAGUUCCCAGUGUUUCAGUUACCAGGUCAGAAAAAAGCAAAAUCGGCAGCGGAAACAAGAUGGCUAAAUCUACGAAAGUUAUUUUAGCGCUUGCCUUGUCCGAAUAUAAGGCAAGUGCUAAAAGCUAAAAUAACUUUCGUAGAUGUAGCCAUCUUGUUUCCACCGCCGAUUUUGCCUUCAUCCAACUUGGUACCUGAAACGCUGGUAACUCCGGUGUGACGUCAUUUUCAGCUCCGACAUCUGACUUCCAAGGUAACUCAAACGCACCACAAGACUUCAUUAUUAGAUAUAUGCUUUUAGAAUGAAUGGUUUCUGCAUGAGGCUCUUAAAAUUUUUCUUUCAUGAAUUAUGAGAAGUUUAAAACAAUUCAAACACAUCCCUGUGAACAUCAUAACUAAUGAUUUGGCCUGUGUCUUAGGCUAUGUGAUGAACCAUGGCAAGAGGGUGAAGAAGAAGCUUGCAGCUCCAGAUAUCAGCCUCACUCUUGACCGCAGUGAAAGUUCUCUUCUCUCUGAUGACCUGGAUGAAAGCACAGAGCUGGACCUCGAUGGCAUAGACACACCCUCAGACAACAGCAAUGAGUUUGAAUGGGAAGGUAAGGACAUAAUCGUGUGAAGGCAGUAACUUCUGUUAUGGUAUUUUUUUAACCAUGUGUGUUCCAGUUUGUCUUGUAAAUAUUAAAAGUUUAGAUUGACUGAGAGGUCAGAGGUGCAAAAAUACUAAUAUUACUCAAAGAAUGAUAUUAAAAAAAAGUAUAUUGCCCAACCAUUGUUUUCCUCCCCCUGGCUUCAUGGUUCCUUUUGCAUAUUCUGUCCUUGAUUUUACAGGUUUCGGGAUGGCAGCCUAGUGCCUGAAGUGUAGUUAAAAUGUGCUUUGUUGUUUUUGUGUUUCCGCACUGCUGCCUUCCUCUUUUUCACAUGGAAGAAUUGUUUCCAUUCUCUGCCUGGAAACAGGCUGCAGGCCAGCUACAGGUUUCUCUCUUCCUAGUGGUAAGGUUUCUCGGACAGCCCCUGUGCUUUUUUUUUUUUCCUUUUUUUUCUGCCAACCAUGAGUCAAUCAACCCCUACUGUCCAGAUUGUGUUCUGUCUUCAGGGUUCAAACGAAUCAUGUGGAAGUUUUGUGUUUCAUACCAUUCAUUUCCAGUCAGUGGUUUGUGCAUGUCACUUUCUCUUUACACUUUUUUUUUCAUUUCUCUGAAAUAAUCAGUCACAUCUUGUUGUUGAGGAAAUGGUUUAUCUGCACAGUGAUGCUGCAGUUGUCCGAUAUCAGACAUUCCCUGACAUUUACUGUUUGGUAAUAAGUAAAAUUUAACAAGUAGGCAUAAAUGACCAGAAUAACAGAAUACAUGCAGUACAUAAUCAAUUAAGUAACAAUGAUAUACUUUAUGUUUUCAAAAUGUAUUUGGAGACAUUGUAUUGUACUGGGAGUUUAGCUACAGAAAUUUUUAGGCACAGUAGGUGUCCAGGGUUGUCUACUGAAAUACAUAAACCCCUCCCCCGCCGCCAUAUUACACUGUCAUCAAUCAGUUUUGUUACUGCUUAGUUUGUACAUGUGACGGUACUUUGUUCGCCACCUUCUUGUAGCAUGACAUAAAACGACUUAAAGUUGGUCAACUUUCUGGUAUAUUUUCAGUUCCAUUAACCCCCCAAACACCCCGCUGACCACUUUCUCCAUCUGAAACUCACAGCAGUGUGUCCUCCACUGCUUUCUUCUAUUUAUAUAUGAUAGAAUAUAUAUCUGAUCUUUUGACAGUAUUUAUCAUCAGCACAUUUUGCAAAUAACUCGUUCUUGGAAGUGACUCGCAUGCUAUUAAGUUAUCACAACAGUAGAUCAGUUUAGGCAGGAGGCUGGUUAAUGAUCAAGCAAUUCUCUACUAUGAAACUAUCUGCAGGUUAAUACAGGCACAAAGUUAGGGAGGAAUGAGGGAUUAAUGAUAUAUGAUAAUGUCAGAAAUACAAAAACUUAGGAAUUCAAAUUAUAACCCAAGUUACACAAUACUUAAAUACAAAAUGGCAGUAUCUCAUCAUUUUAGAUGAUUAUUUUUAGGGAUGCAAAUUAUAAGUAUUCUUCAUGAUCCAUGUUUGUAAAUUUUAACAGUCAAUAAUGGUUUACUGGUUAGAAAAAUGGAAGAUGACCCAUGUUAAAGAAAUUUGACUUUUUUGAACAAUAGAUACAAUAAAAAUGCUUUUUUCCUCAAUCAUAUACACCUUAAACACCCGGCCAAUCCAAUGCAACCCGGUACAACACCUCUACUAUAAAUUUUACUCAUGUGAAGCUUGUAAAUUUUCAGUUUUUGGUCAAACUGGUGAUAGUUGUUCUUAAAAUGAAUGGAUAAAGUUGUUGUUGGUAUACUAGAGGGCAUUUUAUUAAAAGGUGUUAAGAUUGCAUAAGAUUGCACAGGUGCUCAAAAUGUUAUGGCAGUGGAACCUUUAGCAUGUUCUAAACAGUCAAUAACUUGCAAUAUCUCACUAGUUGUAGUCAGGCUUAUUUAGACACAUGAGUCAUACUUCGCAGGUACGUGGAAGAACAGUUUUGAUUCUGCUCACUUACAGGUCCUUGUGAAAGCGUGUUGGUUUAAUUCGGUUGCACUUAUUUGGGAUUCUGCUUGUUGCAUGCUUGAGACACUUUUAUCACUUGAUCACUUUUCCUGAUGUCAACCUACAAAAGCUGCACAGAUGUCCCCUGUGGAUUUUUUUGCUGCUUUCGCUGGGUCUGGGAGUAACCCUAACCCUCUCUAACUUCUGUCUAUUUAAAAGAGACAUAAAAGCUCAUAAUACAUAUGAGGGAAUAAUACACUGAAAGAAUAGAAAGAAGUGAACGUCCAGAUUAUUGGUGUUGAUUCAGAGAGAAAGCAUGCCACCCAGAUACAGAUAAUUAAAGCAAAGCAAUUGAGGCUAUGUUAAUUUUGGUUGAUUAAAAUGCAUGCAUUGAAAAGUUCAAGUAUGAUUUAUUCAGUGAUCCGAAGCAUUAUAAUCAAAAUGAAUCUAAUUUGAUCAUAUCACUUUACAUCCAAAGAGAUGUUCUUUUAAAGCUGCGUGUUUCUUUCCGUCUUUAGAUGAUCUUCCCAAGCCAAAAACCACAGAGCUACUACAAAAGGGUAUGGAGUCAGUGCAAGAGUACUCAGCUGCAGACGAGAGAGAAGAAGGUAGACGCUGGAGGGUGUUUCGUAUUGGAGACCAGGAACACAGAGUGGAUAUGAAGGCCAUUGAGCCUUACAAAAGGGUCAUCAGCCACGGGGGUCAGUUGGUUUACAUCAUAGAAUCUAUUAAUAUGCGAAUGUUAUGUAAAAAUCUUAUAUAAUCAAACUAUUGACGAAAACAGAAGCAUCAAUUUUCAUGCUGUAUUUUUCGCUUUCAGGUUACUAUGGAGACGGCUUGAACGCCAUAAUAGUGUUUGCUGUGUGCUUUAUGCCUGAGAGCAAUCAACCAAAUUACAGAUACAUCAUGGACAAUUUAUUCAAGUGAGUGUUCAUCUGCAUUCCUCCGGCCCUGUGAGGUCGCACCAGCACUGAUGAAAUGUUUCCUACCGUAGAUAUGUCAUCGGCACGCUGGAGCUUUUGGUCGCUGAGAACUAUAUGAUCGUGUAUUUGAACGGAGCAACAUCUCGGAAAAAGAUGCCCACGGUCAGCUGGCUCAGAAAGUGUUAUCAGCAGAUUGAUAGAAGGUGAGUAUAUCUAGUACUUUUAAGAGUGCCAAAUCCAAUCAUGAAAGGUGCGCAAUUAAAAUGAGUGUUCCUCUGUUUUGUGCAGGUUAAGGAAGAAUUUGAAGUCUCUGAUAAUCGUUCAUCCCUCUUGGUUCAUUCGCACACUGCUGGCACUCACAAAACCUUUUAUAAGGUACCUCUAAUGCCCAAAGUUAUUGAAAUAAUCAAAUGAAGAAUAUCUCAGACGACUUUGACAUUGCAACGUUUCCUGCUUUUUUUCACAGCUCAAAAUUUAGUCAGAAAAUUAAGUACGUGUACAGCUUGAAAGACCUUGCUGAACUGGUUCCGAUGGAGUAUGUGUCCAUACCGGAUUGUAUUAAACAGUAAGUAUGCUCCACACAAUCGCACCAGUAUUCUGCAGGUUCUCUUAAAAAAUUCGUAACAGUCCUGUCAAAUCAGUGAGACGUCUGCAAGUACACAAAGACAAAUUUAGGGCUACAACAAAUUUUUGUGAUUAGGCUGUUAAAUUCAUAAGUAAGACAAUUCUGGCUUUAAUUGUGUGAUAUAUGUGUACACGUUAGAAGAGGGCUAGAUUGAGAUAAAUGCAUUCCAAGAUUGAUCGAUGAAGAUGAUGAUCAUACCAUUACGUGUAUGGGUCAUCCUCCGUUUUUCCCUUCUGCAGAUUUCAGUCAAACCGCCUGUGGUAGAAAGCUUAAUCAAAUCAUUCCCACUGAAGUUAUUCCCUUGGUGUGUCUUGCUGCCUUUCUUGUAUUUGGUUUCCAAGUUCUUGUAGUUAAUUCUAGUGCUCACACAGUCCCAGUUCUUACUAAUCCUGCAAAGUGUGGUCUUUACCUGUAGGUGGUGCUACAGCAAUGGUCUAUCUUUUUGUGUAGAUACAGUAGAUGUCUAGUGUUCAAAGAGGAAAGGCAAGAGUCAUGGGACCUGUUUGCCAGUUUCAACAUAAAUGUACACUUAUUACAGUUUCAGUUUGGAGUUCAGUUUCGUUGGUAUCAUCUGUCAUAAGAGAGCACAUAUUUUCUCGUUUAUCUCAGCCGGAGAUCAUGCCAACAAACUUCUCAAGUGACUUUCCUGGUUGUGGUUUUAUCUGAGGAGCAUUUUCUAUCCUUGUGACACUUCACAAGACUUUGGCACAAAUACUAAUUGAUCAAAUGUUGUUGCUGUUUGGAUGCUUUUGGCUGUAUAUCUCUCCUUUCCUUUAACCCCAUUAUCCUGCCCCCUCUUGAAGGUUUGACGAGGAAAAAAAUAGGAAAACCUCUAAAAGGUAUAUGCACUUUCACCAAGGAUCAGUCUCAGCUCUUUUUUUUUUUGUUGCACAACACAAAACUAACAAGGAAAUGACCUGUUGGCUUUCAGAAAUGCACCAAAGCACCUUCUUCUGUCCCAUGGUAAUUGGUAGACAAAUGAUUUGCUGUUGCCUUCUAGUCUUUUUACUCUCAGUAGAGUCAGCAUGUUACUAAACAGAAGGCCCAAAAUCUGUCAGGUUGGUUUCCAAAAACAGGUGGCUUGGUGAUCAUUUAACCCACUUAAUACCAUUUCUGAGCCAAUGAUGUUAGGUUCGUCUCAAAACCAAUCCACUACAAUGAGCUCUUCUUUAUUUACUGCCUCAAAAUAAUAUCAGAUACCUGUAUGUAGUUUUAAGCCUACCAUGUACCUCGCUGCUGAACAAAUCACCAAUCAAGGACAGCUGGACGAGUUUUUAGUCGCUGAUUAAGUAGCUGCUUUCUGAUAUUAAAUUUGAGGCACCAAGUAGAGCGUGUUUGCAUGUUUUUUCAAAACCAGGUUUAGAAUCUGAUACGGCUGAUUCUUCGCAAAGUUUGUUCAACUGUAUGAGAUGGAUUUUCAAGGAAGUAGCUUGCCUUAGUCACUGUGGUAUGUGGUUGCACCCGUAACCAUGUCCUCACUUUUUUUAUUGUUGUAAAACACAAAACUAACAAGGAAAUGACCUGUUGGCUUUCAGAAAUGCACCGAAGCACCUUCUUCUGUCCUAUGGUAAUUGGUAGAUAAAUGAUUUGCUGUUACCUUCUAGUCUUUUUACUCUCAGUAGAGUCAGCAUGUUACGAAACAGAAGGCCCAAAAUCUGUCAGGUUGGUUUCCAAAAACAGGUGGCUUGGUGAUCAUUUAGCCCACUUACAGUUUUUCUCAGUCGCUUUUGUACAUUUCUCGAAUCAUCCUUGACAUUUGCAAAACAGUAAAUCCUUUUCUCAAAACAAUUUGUACAAAUAGCAAAACACCAUGGAUUACCUGCAAAAGCCAGUCUCUUGCUCAAAAUCCUUAGUACAAUCUCUCAAAAGUAAAUAUCUGUGUCAAUGAACAUGUCAGUGCCAUCAGAAUGACAAGUCCUUGUGUCAUUGUGUACGGAUAAGACAGUCAAAUUGCUUAGUCAUGUUGUCAAUAUAACAGUGUACUCUGGAGGGAUGUUCUGAUGUAAACUAUGGUUAAAGUUUUGAUGACAAUCAUUGUAAAUUGUAAGUUACACCUCAGUGUAUGUGGGAGAUUGAAUGCAAGAGACUGUAAAUUGAUGACAGACCAUGUCAUUGCGAUACAGAAAAGAAAAAGACAGCACUGCAGAGCACAAUAAAACAAACAAAAAACAAAAGUAGAAAUGUGAACAUAGGACAAUUUCCUUAGGGAAAACUGGAAAUGCAGUGCUGUAGGAAUCACAGUACAGUCUUCCUACACCUGAUGUUCCUGUCUGUUGGGCCACAAAUUCUUAUCCACAAAGUGUCACUCAUCCAAAAUGUCACUGUAUAUAGUAUACUUAUUGUAUAUUGUAAAAUGAAAGUCAAAUACUGUAAUAUUGUAUGAAGCAUUACAGAAAGUAUACAGUAUUAAAGUACAGUGCCCAUCGUUAGAUUACAUACCUGUUCUGUCAACGAAAAGUCUGAAUGAUUGAGGACACAGUUGUUCUCCCAACAUUUGGCUGCACUCUUCGGCCAGCCUCAGCCACUGUAAGCCCAUGAUUGAGAACGUGGUCUACAAAUGUAGCUCUUAUCUCAUCAGGAACGCGCAUAUGUCCUCUGCCUCUUCCACUGUUUUGCCUCCCAACUCCUCCGCCAUGCAGCCUCACUCCUCUUCCUCUUCUUCUCUCUGGCUGUUGACCCCGUCCAAUUCCUUGUCCUUCCAUUGUCAGACAUUGUAACAUUGUGUUGUGCUCCGGCAAUAUAUAUACUUGCCAGUUGAUGGUUCAUGAGAUGCACCUUUGAGCUAUUUCAGAAAAGUGGUUGAUCAUUGGUUGAUCUAAUGCUUCACACAUUUCCCACCGUUAGAGAAAGUCAAGAUUCACCUGGGAGCAAUUUACCAAUUCAGGACAGAUUCAGAAAUGUCUAAUGGAAAUGUAUAGAAAUAUGCUUGACAUAUUAUGACAGCUUGUUCAACCAUUUUGCAUGUAAAGACUUAUGCGAUGAACUAAUGCCUAAAUGUUGUGGGGGGUGAGACUAUUCAACAGAGACCCAUUAUAAUACGUUUUGAUCAACAUGACAUAAGCAAUUGAUAAUGUAGAAAACAGCAGAAAAUUGUACAUAAUCAUUUGCAUGGAUGUACCAAAGCAUUUGCAAGUUGUUCAAAGAAAUGAGAAACUGCUUUUGUGAUGUGCACAAGUGACACAAUGAUGUGAAGAUUGAACACGUAGUUUUGAGAAUUUCAAUUCUGAUCUGAGAAAUGUACCAAAGCGACUGAGAAAAACUGUAAUACCAUUUCUGAGCCAAUGACGGUAGGUUCAUCUCAAAACCAAUCCACUACAAUGAGCUCUUCUUUAUUUACUGCCUCAAAAUAAUAUCAGAUACCUGUAUGUAGUUUGAAGCCUACCAUGUACCUCGCUGCUGAACAAAUCACCAAUCAAGGACAGCUGGACGAGUUUUUAGUCGCUGAUUAAGUAGCUGCUUUCUGAUAUUAAAUUUGGGGCACCAAGUAGAGCGUGUUUGCAUGUUUUUUCAAAACCAGGUUUAGAAUCUGAUACGGCUGAUUCUUCGCAAAGUUUGUUCAACUGUAUGAGGUGGAGAUUCACGGAAGUAGUUUGCCUUAGUCACUGUGGUGUGUGGUUGCACCGUAACCAUGUCCUCACAUGGUUUUCUUUAGUAACCCACUGAACACUUGCUUUGUCCACACUCACAUCUCCCUGCAUGACUCACUGCAUACCCACUCACUGCUGAUGUUUAGUUAUUGCCUCACACACACAUAAAUUUCCUGUUGAUUACUGAUAAGCCAUGAAUGUGUGAUUGCUGAGGUUAUUCAUUUGCAGACAUAUUUGUGGGCUGUCGAACAUAAGAAAGGUAACAGGUACGAAAAUGUUGAGAAUAACUGGUGUUGAGUUUAAAAACAAGCUCUGCAACAAUAAGUGUUUAUUUUUUUGUUUGUUUAUAUCUUAAUACGCCUGACCAUUACAAAUUGCUGUAGAGUUAAAGUGGACAUUUUCCGAACAUAUUAAAAAACAUAGUUGUAUGUUUAUAUAGAGAUAUUUGCAGUACAUUACAAGUAAUUAAAGUAGUGCUCUAACAAAGAUAUUGUUUGCAUUGUACUUUUAUAAUUUCAUAAUAUAACUUUCAUAAUCAUUCACAAAUAUUUGUAGACUACAAGUGCUCCAGAAGAGAGGGAUAAUAUGUUUGCCAAGUUCUUAUGGUGUAAGAUAUCAACACAGCAAACAAAAGUUAUUGGCACGGGGAAAAUAGACCCAACCAGUCAAAGUUUAAAUAUUUUGCCACACACAGAAACCUUACUGUGAUAGCAUGAAAGCAACGAUUAAAUGAAGGAUGUGAUUGUAUGAAGUGUUAAUCAGUCACAAAGGAUUCUAUGAUGAAUUUGAUUUCUAUUAUAUGUCUGAUAUAUUUCUAAUGAUACUGAAUUUGUCCGCAGAAUCGAUAAGGACAUGCACAGCAAAGUGGAGGUAGCAGCAGCUGCUGUUCCUGAGUGACUCUGCCCUCACUGCAAGAUGUGGAGGAGGAGAGUAAUGGAGAACGUUUCAGCCACUCUUCUGUUUGUGUUCUGGGCGACAGGACUGCAGACUUAGCUUUUUGCAUCAAGAAAGUGCCUUUAUGAAAUGAUGCUGCCUGUUACACUGUUGGAACUUUUCACUGCUUAAUUUUCAGCGUUUUCCCACAAUCUGUCUGAAAUGGUUAAAAUCUUUUUUAUGUACUGCCAGUAUAUCUUAAUGAACUUAGCUUAUGGGUGUUCUCCAAUUACUGUUGUAUCUAAGCGUUAUUUAAGGCACUCUGUUACAAAUGGUUGAUGCAUGUUCUUCUUUAUUACAUUUAAAUAUAUAUUUAUAUUCAAAAGGUGACAAAGGAGAGAAAUUAAUAUAUUUUUAUGGUUGCUCUGAUUUUAAACUGAAUUUUAGGACUCUUGCCCGUUGAGUGGCACUUCAUAGAACACAACUUUUGAUGGCACCUUUUUUUUUCACUGUUCACUGUUACAUCUUGCUUGGGGAAAAUAAAGUUUUACUUUUGCCCCUCACUUGAACAUGCCCCCUCUGAGUAAUGGAGGGAGAUCAUCUGUGAGACCAACAGUCUGAAGCCAAACUGUAGGUCCUAUCAUAAUACCCCCUCCAAGUAAAGUUAUGGAUCUGCUCCA
Xyrichtys novacula (pearly razorfish) is the source of this 14599-nucleotide messenger RNA. NCBI's taxonomy places the organism in Eukaryota, Metazoa, Chordata, Actinopteri, Labriformes, Labridae. The record is from the annotation of a GenBank genome assembly.